GCCCAUGCCCACCCCGCACCGCCGCCGGGCAGAUGGAGACGGCAACUGUGACCUCCUGGCUUUCGGAAGCGCGGAGGGGGAGCGCUCCUGACCGAGUCUGCCUGACGAGUGGGACUGGAAACCGGAGCGCCCCGAAGUUUGGGAAAGGCAGGAGGAGAAGUGAAGGGAUGAGCUGCACGCUCUCCGGGGGCGCGCGACCCGCCUUUUUGCAGUUUCCCAGUAGGCAAGUUUUCCUCAAGUGCGCCCUGCACCCGGGCGACACCCCAGAGCAGACCGCCGGGGUGAGGGUGGGGUAACAGGGAGCGCGUCUUCUGCUUUCUACCCCAGCACUCGGCAACUCGCUUCCAGGUGUCCCAGCGUCCGUGCCUCCCCGCCCCCGGCCCUCCCCCGCGGCGGGCAGGUUCAAUCCCGAGGAGGUGUCGCCUGGGAGCCAGCCCCAGGCCCGCAACCUCCUCCCACUCCGCCCUGGCAGCGGCAGCUAAAAGCCCGCGGCUCCAAAGUGGAACUGGAUUCACUUCUUCUGCCAGCGCCGACUCGCCGCGGGGCGCCCCUUCAAAGGCCAGAGAAGUUAAGUCUCCAGAGGAGUCUUGAGCCCGGGUUCACGUCCCGUACAAAUCCUGGGGGCAGGACGGUGUCAUGGAGCUCUCUGGAGCGCAGCCGCCAGGAUCAGCGCCCUUCGGAGAGCCCCCGCCGGCCGAGGAACCGCCAGCUACGGAGGCCUUCUGCUGGGACGGUGGCGAGGAAGGCGGUGGCACAACAGAGGCCCCGAUCCCUGAAAGUCAGCUGGGGGACAGGUCCCUCUCCCGUAAGGAAGAGACUGCCCCCCAGGAGCAGGAGGAGCUGCUGGAAUGCCGCCGCCGCUGUCGCACGCGUUCCUUCUCCUUGCCGGCAGACCCCAUCCUGCAGGCGGCCAAGUUUCUGCAGCAGCAGCAGCAGCAGCAGCAGCAGGGAGCCUUGGGGCUGGGCGACCAGCCCGCCGAAGGGGCUGAGGACUCACCACACAGCCCCGAAGGCUGCUGCGCCAAAUGCAAGAAGCGGGUGCAGUUCGCGGAUACGCUGGGGCUGAGCCUGGCCAGCGUGAAGCACUUCAGCGAGUCCGAAGAGCCGCAGGUGCCGCCCGCCGUGCUCUCGCGCCUCCGCAGCUUCCCCAUGCGGGCUGAGGACCUGGAGCAGCUGGGGAGCCUGUUGGCCGCUCCCCUCUCCGCGCCGCUUCCCCGGCUCCGGCCGUUCUUUCAGCUCCCGGAGCCGAGCGCUGCGGCUGAGCGCCUGCGGCGGCAGCGCGUGUGCCUGGAGCGCGUGCAGUGCUCAGCGCCCUCGGGCGCGGAGGUGAAAGGCUCUGGCCGAGUGCUCUGCUGCCCCGGGCCCAGGGCCGUGACCGUGCGCUACACCUUUACCGAGUGGCGCUCCUUCCUGGACGUGCCGGCUGAGCUGCAGCCCAAGCCCCGGGAGCCUCAGCACCCAGAGGCGCCGUCGGGGGUCGCCAGACCAGGGUCCGAGGAAGCUGAGAAAGAGCUGGGCGAGGAGCACUUCCACUUCUCGCUGUGCCUGCCCCCAGGCCUGCGGCCUGAGGAUGGAGAGGAAGCUGAUGCACGCGGCGUCGCCAUCCACUUCGCUGUCUGUUACCGCUGCGCGCAGGGCGAGUACUGGGACAACAAUGAAGGGGCCAACUACACGCUGCGCUACGCUGAUGCGCCCUGAGCCCCGAGCUCUUUGAAGGGCUAUGGGGCAGCUGCACUCGAGGGCCUUGCUGAGUGCUUUUCUGAGUACUGUGGAUCUGGCGUGAGGGGAGCGUGGAACCGUGACAAAGAAAAAGGAGGGAGCCGUUGAACGGUAAACUCGCACCCCAGGCAGCCCCUUGACUGAGUCUAGUGAGCCUGAGGGAAGCAAUGAAGGCUCUCGCCACUUGCACCUCCGUAGGUGGUCUCUAGGAUUCCCAGCCUGCGUCAGAAUGGGAAGACAUCUCCAAGGCCCCAGCAGUAACUUUAUCCAAGAAAAAGGCUCCCGACUCCUGAGCCUGGUUCUAAAACUUUGGGAUUUGUUUUGAACUCUACAUGUCACAUUUUAGCCCGUGCAGCUUGCUGAAGACCUCUGGGAAGGACACAGCGUCCAGACAUCGCGCACCGAAGGAAGGUGCUUGAUUGUGGGAGCACAAGUGGCACCUCUACACCCCUGGAAGGCCUACUUCUUAGAGAAACCCGGGUGGGGGCUGGGCCAGGCCCUUAUCUUUUUGCUGGAACCUGGGGAAUGUUCGCCCAGACUUGUGCGGUUGUGUACAAAUGUCCUUUAAAAGAGUAAAGGCCACUUGCACACCCUU
This is a messenger RNA of Otolemur garnettii (small-eared galago), 2314 nucleotides long. It is a transcript of the gene PPP1R3G, whose product is annotated as protein phosphatase 1 regulatory subunit 3G. The transcript has a single exon. Gene Ontology annotation, biological process: regulation of glycogen biosynthetic process. Gene Ontology annotation, molecular function: protein phosphatase 1 binding; glycogen binding. The record is from RefSeq and is a predicted model, not a curated record. The coding region runs from base 637 to 1698 and encodes 353 amino acids. Gene Ontology annotation, cellular component: protein phosphatase type 1 complex. NCBI's taxonomy places the organism in Eukaryota, Metazoa, Chordata, Mammalia, Primates, Galagidae.